AUGGUGAAGCGAAAGGCCGAGAAACAACAAUCUGCUGCCCCCAUGAGCGCCGUUGCGGCGCGCAAAGCUCGGCAGCAGCAAGCGCAGAUUUCAGCGCCAAAGAACGAUGUCGACGUCGAGAUUGUGACGGAGCCUCCGCCUAAGCGCCCACGGAGAUCUAUCGAGGCAGGCAAGACCAAUGGAGCCAUUGAGACAGAGACUCGAGGCCCGCGAACAAGGUCGUCGACGAAACAAGAUAUUUCAUUGCCGGCUGAGGAUGUAAAAGGACGGCGAAAGAAGGACGCUCGGCCCCUUGUUCCUCAAGCACAAGGAGAAACCAACGAGGAAGAGGAAGCUGAUGAAGGCCAAGCCGACGGUCCAGAGGAAAUGAGCGAAGACGAAGUCGCGUCUGUCGCUGGUGACGCCGACGGCUACGAGUCCCCAGCAGAUACCUCGACAGAGCUUCAGAAUUUCCCCUUAUCCAAGGCACGCCUCAACAAAAGUACCAUUCUAUAUGCUGAUGAGGACACUCUUUGUGUUCGUCUUAAAGAGAGAAUGAACCUAGCACUCCUGGGUCAUUAUGACAUUUGGAUCAAGCGAGGAGUCGUCAGUAUUAUGGGUGCCAAGUUACAUCCCUCAGCACAGGCCUACAGAGUCUAUGCUCCUUCAACCCACUCUUUGCCCGUCAUUAAGUGUGUCUCGGGUGUGGAUGGAGAGGCUGAAAUGGAGUUGAAGUCCUGCAAUAACGGGCUCGCUCGACUUCGGGACAUCUCUCCUUUGUAUCAAAGAGUCUGGAACGGGCAAAAUACCACCGCGGAUAAAGCCACCCUUAAGGGGGCGGCCAAAGAUUUGCGACGGACUUUUUCAGUGCUGUAUACAUCGGCAGAUGACUCGCUCAAAAGACACUUGCGACCGCUUCAUCUCGACAAAAAAUGGAGUGCCUCCAUGAAAGCUCUUUCUCAAAGACAAGGACAGCUUCGAGUGCUGGUUUGUGGUCCCAAGGCAUCUGGCAAGUCUACAUUUAGCCGGUAUCUCUUGAACCAUGUUUUGAGCCCGGCACCCGAGACUGAGAACGGAUAUGUCAAUACCGAUGGCGUUGCCUUCUUGGACCUGGACCCAGGUCAGCCUGAGUUCGCCCCCAUGGGCCAAGUUUACCUGGCUCACUUGAAGGCUCCGUUUUUUGGACCGCCGUUUAGCCAUCCAUCUCUUGACGGGUCCCGCGACGGCCAAAUUCUGAGGGCCCACCACAUUGGCGCUACAUCACCAAAAGAGGACCCCGAUCAUUAUGCCAUGGCGAUCAUGGAUUUACUAGGCCAGUACCGCUCGUUGCUGGCAAGGUACCCUCAAUGCCCAUUGAUUGUCAACUAUCCUGGAUGGAUCUUCGGACAAGGCUUGGAAGUAGCUACAUGGCUAAUUGGCUGCCUCGGAUUAUCCGAUGUUGUGUAUAUGAGCGAGAAGGGGCCCUAUGAGGUCGUUGGGCCUCUAAGCCUGGCUGCCAAUGAGGCUCGUGUACCGAUGACUAUUCUGCCUUCUCAGCCCACUGAGUUUGUCAGUAGAUCGAGUGCCCAACUGCGCUCAAUGCAAGUCCAGUCCUACUUCCACCAGUCUCAUCCGGUCGGUCUCAGUUACCCACUGUGGUCUGAAACACCUCUCUCCCGCACAAGACCCAUUGCUGUGGACUACGCCGGCGAUAAGCAAGGUAUCUCAGGUAUCAUGGUUAUGGGAUCUCAAAUCAACCCGGAGAUGCUCCGAGAAGUGAUCGAGGGUGCCAUUGUUGCAGUUGUGGAGAUUGAUUCGCCAAGCACGCUCUGGGGUACAUCCUCAUCAGCGCCAGUGGCCUCUGGAUCUGACAACCAUGAUGCGUCUGAGGUAGGCGAAGACAUUGACAUGGAUUCGGACCAACAGAACGGACAAACUGCCCCAUCUACUGAGGAUCUUGUCGUUAGGACCCCCGAAAAUCUUCCAUAUCUCUUCUCUGGGUCUGGAAGCUGCACACCCCUUGACCCCAAGUCAUCCAAUUGUCUUGGUUUGGCUAUUGUUCGAUCUGUCAACACUGGUUCGCACAGGCUGGAGCUUUCCACCCCUAUUCCCUCCUCAACUCUAUCCAACACUAUAGAGCAAGGGCGCAGCAUUGUGCUUGUGCGUGGACAGCUUGACAACCCUAACUGGGCUAUCAGUGAAGAGUACCAUUCUGCUCGGGCCGCAGAAAGACGGUACCAGCAGUCAAUUUCUCGUUCAAAGAAGAAUGGGGGAUCUGUUGGUGGGGCCGAUGACCAGGCAAAACAAAAGCAGACUCUGUCUCUCCUGCGUGAGAGGAUACGACGUGCUAGUAAUGUGCCUUGGAUGACGGUUGUGGAGGACAACAGUCGUCACCAGCGUGAAGCAGCCGCACGCCGUGAGAAGUCUCUUUGGAAGUUGAGGAAGAAGGCGUAUCCCGCAAGUGAAAGCGAGACAGAGUGGUAG
Molecule: messenger RNA, 2442 nt
Organism: Penicillium manginii
Lineage: Eukaryota; Fungi; Ascomycota; Eurotiomycetes; Eurotiales; Aspergillaceae
Gene: grc3
Exons: 4
Coding region: 1-2442 (813 amino acids)
Biological process (GO): cleavage in ITS2 between 5.8S rRNA and LSU-rRNA of tricistronic rRNA transcript (SSU-rRNA, 5.8S rRNA, LSU-rRNA)
Cellular component (GO): nucleus
Molecular function (GO): polynucleotide 5'-hydroxyl-kinase activity
Source: RefSeq, a predicted model, not a curated record